AUGGCUCCCCUGGCCUUGGUGGGGUUUGCACUCCUCCUGGGGACUCCCCCAUGCUCAGGGGCAGCCACCCCGACCCCCUCCCUGCCACCUCCCCCAGCCAACGACAGUGAUGCCAGCAGCAUGGGGGGCUGCCAGGGCUCCAACCGCUGCCAGCCAGGGGUCCUGCUGCCCGUUUGGGAGCCUGAUGACCCGUCGCUGGGGGACAAAGCAGCGCGGGCCGUGGUCUACUUUGUGGCCAUGGUCUACAUGUUCCUGGGUGUAUCCAUCAUUGCCGACCGCUUCAUGGCAUCCAUCGAGGUCAUCACGUCCAAGGAGAAAGAGAUCACUAUCACUAAGUCCAACGGCGAGACCAGCGUGGGCACCGUCCGCAUCUGGAAUGAGACUGUGUCCAACCUCACACUCAUGGCCCUGGGCUCCUCAGCCCCUGAGAUCCUGCUGUCUGUUAUUGAGGUCUGCGGCCACAACUUCCAGGCGGGCGAGCUGGGCCCGGGCACCAUCGUGGGCAGCGCUGCCUUCAACAUGUUUGUGGUCAUUGCCGUGUGCAUCUACGUCAUCCCGGCUGGUGAGAGCCGCAAGAUCAAGCACCUGAGAGUCUUCUUUGUCACCGCUUCUUGGAGUAUCUUCGCCUACGUCUGGCUUUAUCUCAUCCUUGCCGUCUUUUCCCCGGGUGUGGUCCAGGUGUGGGAGGCGCUGCUGACCCUCGUCUUCUUCCCGGUGUGCGUGGUGUUCGCCUGGAUGGCCGACAAGCGGCUGCUCUUCUACAAGUACGUGUACAAGCGCUACCGCACCGACCCGCGCAGCGGCAUCAUCAUCGGCGCCGAGGGCGACCCCCCCAAGAGCAUCGAGCUGGACGGCACGUUCUUGGGCGCCGAGGCGCCGGGCGAGGUGGGCGGCCUGGGCCCGGGGCCCGCCGAGGCCCGCGAGCUGGACGCCAGCCGCCGCGAGGUCAUCCAGAUCCUCAAGGACCUCAAGCAGAAGCACCCGGACAAGGACCUGGAGCAGCUGGUGGGCAUCGCCAACUACUACGCGCUGCUGCACCAGCAGAAGAGCCGCGCCUUCUACCGCAUCCAGGCCACGCGGCUAAUGACGGGCGCGGGCAACGUGCUGCGGCGACACGCGGUGGACGCUUCGCGCAGGGCCACCCUGGCCGAGGGCCCCGGCGAGGACGAGGACGACGGCGCCAGCCGCAUCUUCUUUGAGCCCAGCCUCUACCACUGCCUGGAGAACUGCGGCUCCGUGCUGCUGUCCGUCACCUGCCAAGGCGGCGAGGGCAACAGCACCUUCUACGUGGACUACCGCACGGAGGACGGCUCCGCCAAGGCCGGCUCCGACUAUGAGUACAGCGAGGGCACGCUGGUGUUCAAGCCGGGCGAGACACAGAAGGAGCUGCGUAUCGGCAUCAUCGACGACGACAUCUUCGAGGAGGACGAGCACUUCUUCGUGCGGCUGCUGAACCUACGCGUGGGCGACGCGCAGGGCAUGUUCGAGCCCGACGGCGGCGGGCGGCCCAAGGGGCGGCUGGUGGCGCCGCUGCUGGCCACCGUCACCAUCCUGGACGACGACCACGCGGGCAUCUUCUCCUUUCAGGACCGCCUGCUGCACGUGAGCGAGUGCAUGGGCACCGUGGACGUGCGCGUCGUGCGCAGCUCGGGCGCGCGCGGCACCGUGCGCCUCCCCUACCGCACAGUGGACGGGACGGCGCGCGGCGGCGGCGUGCACUACGAGGACGCGUGCGGCGAGCUCGAGUUCGGCGACGACGAGACCAUGAAAACUCUUCAGGUGAAGAUAGUUGAUGAUGAGGAAUAUGAGAAAAAGGAUAAUUUCUUCAUCGAGCUGGGCCAGCCUCAGUGGCUUAAGCGAGGGAUUUCAGCUCUGCUACUCAAUCAAGGGGACGGGGACAGGAAACUGACAGCUGAGGAGGAAGAGGCUCGGAGGAUAGCAGAAAUGGGCAAGCCAGUUCUUGGGGAAAACUGUCGACUGGAGGUCAUCAUUGAGGAGUCGUAUGAUUUUAAGAACACGGUGGAUAAACUCAUCAAGAAAACGAACUUGGCUUUGGUGAUUGGGACCCAUUCGUGGAGAGAGCAGUUUUUAGAGGCAAUUACGGUGAGCGCAGGGGACGAGGAGGAGGAGGAGGACGGGUCCCGGGAGGAGCGACUGCCGUCGUGCUUUGACUACGUCAUGCACUUCCUGACGGUGUUCUGGAAGGUUCUGUUCGCCUGCGUGCCCCCCACCGAGUACUGCCACGGCUGGGCCUGCUUCGGUGUCUGCAUCCUGGUCAUCGGGCUGCUCACCGCCCUCAUUGGGGACCUCGCCUCCCACUUCGGCUGCACCGUUGGCCUCAAGGACUCUGUCAACGCUGUCGUCUUCGUGGCCCUGGGCACCUCCAUCCCCGACACGUUCGCCAGCAAGGUGGCGGCGCUGCAGGACCAGUGCGCCGACGCAUCCAUCGGCAACGUGACGGGCUCCAACGCCGUGAACGUGUUCCUGGGCCUGGGCGUGGCCUGGUCGGUGGCCGCCGUGUACUGGGCGGUGCAGGGCCGCCCCUUCGAGGUGCGCACCGGCACGCUGGCUUUCUCCGUCACGCUCUUCACCGUCUUCGCCUUCGUGGGGAUCGCCGUGCUGCUGUACCGGCGCCGGCCGCACAUCGGCGGCGAGCUGGGCGGCCCGCGCGGCCCCAAGCUCGCCACCACCGCGCUCUUCCUGGGCCUCUGGUUCCUCUACAUCCUCUUCGCCAGCCUGGAGGCUUACUGCCACAUCCGGGGCUUCUAG
Molecule: messenger RNA, 2769 nt
Organism: Eubalaena glacialis (North Atlantic right whale)
Lineage: Eukaryota; Metazoa; Chordata; Mammalia; Artiodactyla; Balaenidae
Gene: SLC8A2
Product: solute carrier family 8 member A2
Exons: 9
Coding region: 1-2769 (922 amino acids)
Biological process (GO): sodium ion transmembrane transport; calcium ion import across plasma membrane; cell communication
Cellular component (GO): axon; postsynapse; sarcolemma
Molecular function (GO): calcium:sodium antiporter activity
Source: RefSeq, a predicted model, not a curated record